UUUGAACAUGCCUCGAAGCCCAACAUCGAGUGAAGAUGAAAUGGCACAGAGCUUCUCAGACUAUUCUGUGGAAUCGGAAUCAGACAGCUCCAAAGAAGAAACUAUUUAUGAUACAAUUAGAGCUACUGCAGAAAGGCCAAGCAGCAGAAUGGAAGACAGUCAGAGCAAUACAUUAGUGAUUCGAAUUAUAAUACCUGAUCUACAGCAAACGAAAUGCAUUAGAUUUAAUCCUGAAGCUUCAGUAUGGGUUGCAAAGCAACGAAUUCUGUGCACUUUGAAUCAGAGUUUGAAAGAUGUCUUAAAUUAUGGACUGUUCCAGCCUGCAAGCAAUGGUAGAGAUGGAAAAUUUUUGGAUGAGGAACGGCUUCUUAGGGAAUACCCACAGCCAGUGAAUAAGGGAGUUCCUUCCUUAGAGUUUCGGUACAAGAAGAGAGUGUACAAACAGUUCAAUCUUGAUGAGAAACAGCUGGCUAAGCUUCAUACAAAGGCUAAUUUGAGAAAAUUUAUGGAUCAUGUCCAUCAUCUCUCAGUGGACAAAAUCACAAAGAUGUUAGACCGAGGACUGGACCCCAACUAUCAUGACCUAGAAAGUGGAGAAACUCCGCUAACUUUGGCAGUUCAGCUUGACAAUACCGUGGAAGUGAUAAAAGCUCUGAAAAAUGGAGGAGCACAUUUAGACUUCAGAGCCAAAGAUGGAAUGACAGCUCUGCAUAAAGCAGCUAGAGCCAAGAACCAAGUAACCCUCAAGACCCUUUUAGAGCUUGGAGCAUCUCCUAACUAUAAAGACAGCUGUGGCCUGACCCCACUGUACCACACUGCGGUCGUGGGAGGGGAUCCUUACUGCUGUGAGCUCUUACUUCAUGAACACGCUACAGUCAGCUGCAAAGAUGAAAAUGGAUGGCAGGAAAUCCAUCAGGCCUGUCGCUAUGGGCACGUCCAGCACCUGGAGCACCUGCUCUUCUACGGAGCCGACAUGGGUGCGCAGAACGCGUCGGGAAACACCGCGCUGCAUAUCUGCGCCCUGUACAACCAGGAGAGCUGUGCAAGAGUGCUGCUAUUCCGGGGAGCCAACAAGGAGAUUAAGAAUUACAACAGUCAGUCUCCAUUCCAGGUGGCUAUAAUAGCAGGAAAUUUUGAGCUUGCUGAAUAUAUCAAGAAUCACAGGGAAGCUGAUAUUGUGCCCUUCAGAGAGGCUCCUACCUAUUCUAACCGGAGGCGGAGGCCGCCAAGUACCUUGGCCGCCCCUCGUGUCUUGCUCCGGUCCAACAGCGAUAACAACCUCAACAUCAACAACCUCCCCGAGUGGUCGGCCUCCUCUUCCGCCUCUUCCCACCGCAGCCUCUCGCCUCAUCUGCUUCAACAGAUGCAGAAUAAUCCUAAUGGCACCGUGAAAACUGUUGGGACUUACACGCCAUCCUCGCGGAGCCGCUCUCCAUCCCUGAACAGGCUGGGAGAAGAUGCCAAGAGGCAGCAGCACAGGCACAUCAGUGCCAGUUACAGUCCUAGUGCCAACAAGGAUACACUCUCCGUCUUGGAUUAUCAGGGCCCCAAACGCAAACUUUACAGUGCUGUACCUGGAAGACUUUUUAUUGUCGUAAAGCCAUAUCAACCUCAAGGAGAAGGGGAAAUUCACCUGCACAAAGGAGACAGGGUGAAAGUUUUAAGCAUCGGUGAAGGUGGCUUCUGGGAAGGCAGUACCCGCGGACAUAUAGGAUGGUUUCCUGCAGACUGUGUCGAAGAAGUUCAGUGUAAAUCGAAUGAAAUCAAACCAGAAACACGAACAGAUAGAACAAAGAAACUGUUUAGACACUACACAGUGGGAUCCUAUGACAGCUUUGAUGCUUCAAGUGACUGCAUCAUUGAAGAAAAGGCAGUGGUCCUGCAGAAAAAGGACAAUGAAGGAUUUGGAUUUGUGCUCAGAGGGGCAAAAGCUGACACACCUAUUGAAGAAUUCACCCCAACUCCAGCCUUUCCUGCUUUGCAGUACUUGGAAUCAGUGGACGAAGGGGGAGUAGCAUGGCAAGCUGGCUUGAGAACUGGAGACUUUUUGAUCGAGGUUAAUAAUGAGAAUGUGGUGAAGGUCGGACACAGGCAGGUGGUGAACAUGAUCCGGCAAGGGGGCAAUCACCUAGUUCUUAAAGUUGUCACAGUAACCAGGAAUCUUGAUCCAGACGACACAGCUAGAAAGAAAGCCCCACCACCUCCUAAGCGAGCUCCAACCACUGCACUGACCUUGCGGUCUAAGUCAAUGACCUCAGAGCUUGAAGAGCUUGUGGAUAAAGCUUCAGUACGGAAGAAGAAGGAUAAGGUGGAUGAAAUAGUACCAGUUUCCAAGCCAUCAAGAAUUGCAGACAAUGCAACUGUGGACUCAAGAGUGGCAACUAUUAAACAGCGGCCUUCUAGUAGAUGUUUUCCCUCAGCUACAGAUAUGAAUUCCAUGUAUGAGAGACAGGGUAUUGCUGUGAUGACGCCCACUGUACCAGGGAGUCCUCAAGGUCCUUUUCUGGGUAUACCUCGGGGUACAAUGAGAAGACAAAAAUCUAUAGGAAUAACGGAGGAAGGCGAUCCUAUGUUGAAAUUUACCAGAAGUCUUUCGAUGCCGGACACUUCUGAAGACAUCCCACCACCACCGCAGUCCUUGCCCCCGUCACCACCACCACCUUCUCCCUCUCUUUACAACUCUCCCAAGUCCCCAACAUCGAGGAGCUAUGGAACAAUCAAACCUGCGUUUAAUCAGAACUCAGCUGCAAAAAUUUCUUUGGUUAGGCCUGAAAACGUGGGAACGAUGAUGCGGGACAAAGGGAUCUUCUACCGACGAGAACUGGACCGUUACUCGCUGGAUUCGGAGGACUUGUACAGCAGGAGUGCCACAUCUCAGGCAAAUUUCAGGAACAAGAGAGGUCAGAUGCCAGAAAACCCCUACUCGGAAGUUGGGAAGAUUGCAAGCAAAGCAGUUUACGUGCCAGCCAAGCCGGCACGGCGGAAGGGGAUGCUGGUGAAGCAGUCUAAUGUUGAAGACAGCCCGGAGAAGACCUGCUCUAUUCCAAUUCCCACCAUCAUCGUCAAAGAACCGUCUACCAGCAGCAGUGGGAAGAGCAGCCAAGGGAGCAGCAUGGAAAUCGACCCUCAGUCUUCGGAGCAACCUGGGCAGCUCAGGCCCGAUGAUAAUUUAGGCGUCAGCAGCCCCUUUGCAGCAGCCAUUGCUGGAGCAGUGAGGGACCGGGAGAAGCGGUUGGAAGCAAGGCGCAAUUCCCCAGCCUUCCUCUCAACGGACUUAGGAGAUGAGGAUGUUGGGCUAACACCCCCAACACCGCGUAUGAGGCAAUCUAAGUUUACUGAUGAAGGAAUGUUUAGUAGUGAAGAUGGUUUCCGACAGCUUAUGUCACCAUCUCCAGUCCCCGCACCCAGAGAGUCUGAAAGUGUUUUUAAUAGUAGUGAACCCAUCAAUCAAAGUGAUUCAAGGACAUUAAAUGCUUCAUCCAAACCAAAAGGCACUGAAAACAGUAUGGUGGCAGCUAAGCCCGCAAACACCUCCAGCCAGGAUAACUACGUCCACCCGGUCACAGGAAAGCUCUUAGACCCAAACUCACCGCUAGCCCUCGCCCUCUCUGCCAGGGACCGAGCCAUGAAAGAACAAACACAGCAAAUACCAGGCAAGGGAGAAGCUGGCAAAGCAGACCUUAACAAACCACUUUACAUCGAUACGAAGCUGCGACCCAACAUUGAAACAACAUUCCCUGUUACUGCUACUGUCACCAGGCAAAACACACGCGGCCCCUUGAGAAGGCAGGAGACAGAGAACAAGUACGAGACGGAGGUGGGGAAAGAAAAAAAGGCGGAGGAGAAGAAGAACAUGUUGAUAAACAUAGUGGACACUUCACAGCAGAAGUCGGCUGGUUUGUUAAUGGUCCAUACUGUGGACACGGCAAAGUCAGACGACACACCUGAAGAUGAAGAGGAGAAGAAGGUGGAAAUGGAACCGAGCCCUGAAAACUCCCCGCCAGAGAGACCAGAAGGGAGCGCGGAUGCGGAGGGCGAGCUGAGCGUGCCCUCUGCGCCAGAGCCACCAGCAUCCCCCUGCAAAACCAUCGUGGCGGCGAGCUCCGUCGACGACCCCGUCAUCUUGCCCUUCCGCAUCCCUCCCCCGCCCUUAGCGUCUGUCGAUAUCGAUGAGGAUUUCAUGUUCACUGAGCCACUACCACCCCCCUUGGAGUUCGCCAACAGCUUUGACAUCCCCGACGACCGCUUGGCCGCCAGUUCUGCUCUGACAGACCUGAUGAAGCAAAGGAAGAACGGAACGCCCUCACCCGCGCCAUUUACCCCCAGCCAGGCACCCAACUCCUUGGACAGUAAAAAGCAAGUGGGUAUUUCAAACUGUUUGCCUGCUUCCUUCCUGCCACCCCCCGAAAGCUUUGAUAACGUCACUGACUCUGGGAUUGAGGAGGUGGACAGUCGGAGUAGUAGUGACCAUCACUUAGAGACAACCAGCACUAUCUCAACGGUGUCCAGCAUCUCUACCUUGUCCUCGGAAGGUGGCGAGAACUUGGAUACUUGCACAGUCUAUGCAGAUGGGCAAACAUUUCUGGUGGACAAACCCCCAGUACCUCCUAAGCCAAAAAUGAAGCCCAUAAUCAACAAAAGCAAUGCACUUUACAAGGAUGCGCUAAUUGAGGAAACUGUAGACAGCUUUGUUAUUCCUCCUCCCGCUCCACCCCCGCCUCCGAUCAGCACACAGCCCAAUAUGGCUAAGGUUGUUCCCCAAAGGACAUCGAAGCUAUGGGGUGAUGUGACGGAGGUGAAAAGCCCGAUUCUCUCAGGCCCAAAGGCUAAUGUUAUUAGUGAGUUGAACUCGAUACUGCAGCAGAUGAACAGAGAGAAAUCCUCAAAGCCAGGGGAAGCAUUGGAGUCACCCACUGGAACAAAGACUGCAAGUCUCAGUACAAGGAGCACAGAAGUCAUGAGCACUGUCUCAGGUACCCGAAGUACAACAAUCACGUUCACUGUCCGCCCUGGAGCCAGCCAGCCGAUCACUCUGCAGAGCAGGUCCCCAGACUAUGACAGUAGGACCUCAGGAGCAAGGCACGCUCCCAGCCCUGUGGUUUCGCCUACAGAGAUUAAUAAAGACAUCCUGCCUGCUCCUCUCACUGCUUCUGCUUCAGCCUCAUCUCCUUCUCCAACUCUGUCUGAUGUAUUUAGCCUACCGAGCCAGCCCCCCUCUGGGGACUUAUUUGGCUUGACCACAGGGCGCAGCAGGUCUCCUUCUCCCUCAAUAUUACAACAGCCAAUCUCAAAUAAGCCUUUUACAACUAAGCCUGUCCACCUGUGGACUAAACCAGAUGUGGCAGAUUGGUUGGAAAGUCUAAAUUUAGGUGAACAUAAAGAAACGUUUAUGGACAAUGAAAUAGAUGGCACUCAUUUACCAAAUCUACAAAAGGAAGAUCUGAUAGACCUUGGAGUGACUAGAGUUGGGCACAGAAUGAACAUAGAAAGAGCUCUGAAACAGCUGCUGGACAGAUAAGAAUAGCUACUUUGCCUCAUAAACUUCUGUUGAUAACUAGAGAUGGGCUGGUACUGAACUACCCCAAUUGCCUUGUCUGUCUGCGAGUGCCAGCCAAACUGGGGGCGGGAGGGGGGGGGAAUGUUGCAUUCCUGGUACUCAGGUAACGCAGCCUGUGUGCGUCAUGCCCAAACAGAAACUAAACAUGUU
This is a messenger RNA of Tinamus guttatus (white-throated tinamou), 5707 nucleotides long. The record is from RefSeq and is a predicted model, not a curated record. Lineage: Eukaryota; Metazoa; Chordata; Aves; Tinamiformes; Tinamidae.